Molecule: messenger RNA, 1095 nt
Organism: Carya illinoinensis
Lineage: Eukaryota; Viridiplantae; Streptophyta; Magnoliopsida; Fagales; Juglandaceae
Product: wall-associated receptor kinase 1-like
Exons: 1
Coding region: 1-1095 (364 amino acids)
Biological process (GO): protein phosphorylation; cell surface receptor signaling pathway
Cellular component (GO): plasma membrane
Molecular function (GO): protein serine/threonine kinase activity; ATP binding
Source: RefSeq, a predicted model, not a curated record
AUGUUACAAGAACAUAUUUUGAAUCAUAGAAGGUCUAUAGAGACAACAAAAAUCUUUAGCAAUGACAAGCUUAAAAAGGCCACCAACAAUUAUGAUGAAAGUAGAGUCCUUGGCAAAGGGGGUUAUGGAAUUGUUUACAAAGGAGUAUUACCCGAUAACAAAGAGGUUGCCAUCAAAAAGUCCAAAAUUUGUGAUAAGAGCCAAAUCGAGCAAUUCAUAAAUGAGGUAAUUUUGCUUAUACAAAUCAAUCAUAGAAAUGUGGUAAAACUAAUAGGUUGCUGUCUUGAAACAGAAGUCCCCUUACUUGUUUAUGAAUUCGUCACAAAUGUGACUCUUUUUGACCAUAUUCAUGAUAUAAGUCGUGCUUUUUCUCUUUCAUGGGAAAAAUGUUUGAAGAUAGCAACAGAAACAGCAAGAACCCUUGCAUACCUACAUUCUGAAACUUCUAUGCCAAUUAUACAUAGAGAUGUGAAAAGUACUAAUAUACUAUUAGAUGAUAACUACAUAGCAAAAGUGGCUGACUUUGGAGUUUCAAGGUUGAUAGCUCUUGAUCAAACAGAAAUAACCACCUUAGUGCAAGGAACUCUCAAGUACUUAGAUCCUGCAUACUUCCAAACUGGCCAGCUAACCGAAAAAAGUGAUGUGUACAAUUUUGGUGUUGUGUUGGCAGAGCUGCUGACAGGUGAAGAUGCAAUUUCUACCAAUAGGCCUGAAACUUAUAAAAGCUUAUCAAUAUAUUUUGUUUCUGCAGUGAAAGCGGAUCGUCUUUUUGACAUUCUUGAGGAUCACAUUGUUAAUGAGGGUAAUAUCGAGCCAUUAAAGGAAGUUGCUAAUCUUGCAAAAGGGUGCUUAAGAUUAAGAGGGGAGGAUAGGCCCGCUAUGAUGGAAGUGGCAACGAAGUUAGAAGGAUUGAGAAUUAUGGAAAAGCAUCCACGGGAAAAAGAUAAUCAAAUCACUCAAGGAAUGGAAUACUUGCCCGAUACACCUACACUCCCUUUCAACAUUGAUAAUGGCGCUAGUUCUUCUGUAAGUGUAGUUAGUGGACAUGAUAGCAUGAUAAACCAACUCUUGAAACCCCUAGAUGAUGGUCGAUAA